Messenger RNA from Thrips palmi, 4217 nucleotides. RefSeq names its product lipase 3-like. Gene Ontology annotation, biological process: lipid metabolic process. The coding region runs from base 1859 to 3247 and encodes 462 amino acids. Lineage: Eukaryota; Metazoa; Arthropoda; Insecta; Thysanoptera; Thripidae. The record is from RefSeq and is a predicted model, not a curated record. The transcript is spliced from 11 exons.
ACCGUUUUGUGGCGAGACUUUUUUGUCUGACCAAAUUUUGGUGAGACUUUCAGGUCUGACCAAAUCUUGGCGAGACUUUUAUGUCUUGCCUCUGGAAUGGCGAGCUGACCUUUGGAUUUGUAGUGUGUCCACUAAAAUAUAAUGGCCGGUAGGAUGAACUGUCCGCUAAAAACCAAGUCCACAAAUUCCGAGUCCUCUAUGAUUGAUGUGUGGCUCUCAAAGAUCUCGCAACAUGUCUGUUUGCACUGUAAAACAAAGGCAUAAAAAUUAUGCCUGAACUGGGUACAAACGGUGUUUGCAAAGCGCUCCGCAGAGACCGAAAGAUCAUGAAAUGGAGGGUGCAUUCAGCUACACCCUCAUUCCAGGAACGUGACAUCACGUUGAAACCAACGUGACAAACGAACGUGACAAAAUGUCACGUUCGUUUCAGCAUUGUGUAACGUUCGUUGGAAUGUGAACAAGCUGAUUUUUGGCCAAUUCACACCCAAACGAAUGUGACACAAUGCUCAAACGAACGUGACAUUUUGUCACGUUUGUUUCAACGUGAUGUCACGUUCCUGAAUGAGUAGUGGCCUGCCCGAGUCGCCUCAAUUUAACCCCACACAAGUGAAGCAACCUUAAAAAUCAAGAUCGAUGGUGCGGCCGCGCUAUUUCUUUGAUGUUUCGUCCCUUUUGGUACAAAGCCUUUACAAAUCGUGCAAAAGAUUCUCUAACGAGAAGGGCCGUUGGGUAUGCACCUUACAUUCCAAGCUCUUUCCAUCUGUGCAAAGCGUUUUUGACAACAACGGCCUAGUUAUAAAGAUCUCGGGGUAACCCCAGCACCGAGGGGCAAGCAUCGAGCAUGGAUUCACGUUCUCCGUAAGCCGUCGUCAGUACAUCUCUCCACGUACUACUCAAAAAUCCAGUAAAGAGCGCCGUUUAAAAUUUAGACCCCAAUAGAACAGAUCAAUGCUUUGCAAGGAGAUUAACCUCAUUUUCUUGAAAUAUAGGAAUUAUUUGAGAACUUGAGAAUGUCAUCAGUUCAUGUGCUCCGUCGAUGAGCCGUGAAAGGAGUCUCCCCAUAACGUCGUGGAAGAAAUGGGCAGAAACUGAAACCAAAAACAGAAAUGAGACAAGGACUUACAUAAACUCAGAAAGUUAAAAAAAUUGCCCAAGUUCAAAUUGCUGUGAGGCUUGUUUUUCAUAUCUUGGAAUGAACAAUGUAAAACAACGUAGAGCGUUUACCGAAUUCAAGAAAAAUAAUUUCCCCUAUAUUCAUUGUGGGAAAUGACACCGUAGCUUACGUAGCUGUAGCUUGAAGCGUACGGCGAUUCCGCUCUACAGGAAAACCUGAAUUGCUGCCGCAGGAGUUAAAACAACGGAACGCGCACACUCAGAGCGAGGAAAAUGGUCCGAGCGGAACGAUACAUGCGCUGUCGCGGCCGUGGCAAACAAGCCAAAUACCUACCGACCGCGCUCCGGACUGAAAACAAUAUUUUCGUCACGAGACUAACAGAGGUCAACCCGGGUCGAAGUUUGUGUGCCCUCGAGGCAUCGAAUGCCACACAGUUCUCUCUAGUUCCGUGGACGAUCGCUAUUCCGACUUUCUUUACCAAAUUAACAAUGGAUAUCAGCGAGAUCGAACUUCAUCGCUGGUCCGUUUCAAAAGGAAUUUCACUUCGCCCGUGAAGCCUUUUUGGGCAUGGGCCUCGCGCCGCCGGCGACUCGAAUGGCUUACCGGGACGGGGGGUAUGAGCGCGUAUUUCGGCGCGCACGGCAGUCGGCAGCAACAUCGCCCGCGACACGGCUGGCCACCCGCACCGCUCAACGCUGCAUGGAGUUUCGCUGAGAACCAACGCUUGAGCACCCCAGCGUCCUGAUGGUGCCCCUGCGGCGUGCGCAGUGUGGCGUCGGCCGGGCGCCCCGAAGCGUGGUGCUGCUGGCCGCGCUCCUGGUCGUGCCCCUCGAGGCCCCGCUGGCGACGCCCUUGCCGUCGAGCGCCCUCGGCGCGGUGUCCGGGCUCCUCCGGCACGUGGGCUCCGACGUGGCCGCCACCGUCACCGCGCCCGUCAAGAAGGCGUCCAGCGCCAGCGCCGGCAGCACCGCCGUCGUCGUCCUGGAGAGGCUGCUCAGAUGGCUGGCGCCGGUCAACGACAGCGUCACGGCGAGUACCUUGAUGGUUGACCUUGGUUACCCCAUGGAGACGCACUUCGUGACCACCAAGGACGGGUACCGUCUGCGCCUGGAGCGCGCGCCCAACCCCGGAAAGCAGCCCGUGUUCGUGGCGCACGGCAUGCAGACUGCCGCGCCCUGCUUCGUCCUGCUGGGACGCGGCAAGGCCUUGGCCCCUCUACUUCACGACGCGGGCUACGAUGUGUGGAUGAUCAACUUCCGCGGCACGCACUACUCGCAGGAGCACAUCAAGUACUCGAAGACGGACGAGGAGUACUGGAAGUUCAGCUGGCACGAGCACGGCGUGCUCGACAACCCUGCCGCCAUCGACUACGUGCUGGCGCGGACGCACUUCCCUUCCGUCAUGUACGCGUCGCACUCCAUGGGGUCCACGUCCUUCAUGGUGAUGGCGGCGAUGCGGCCAGAGUACCAGCGCAAGGUGAGCGCCGCCUUCCUGAUGGCGCCUGCCGGCUCGCUGCACGGCCACCGCAGCCCGGUGGUGAAGCUGCUGCACGCGGUGAACAACGCGACGCAGCCCCUGGUGGAGGACCUCGGCCUGCGCCGCACCAUGCGCCCGCUCUACCUCGCGCUGCGCCGCCUGCUCAAGCUGCUGCUGCCCGUCGCGCGGCCCCUGCUGUACGCCUUCACCUUCGCCAUCGUGGGCUUCAAGAAGCACGAAACCUACUACGAGCUCCCACAUUUCGCCGACACGAUCCCGAGUGGCGGCUCCUGGGGCCAGAUCUUCCACUACGAGCAAAACGCCAACCAUGACACCCAGGGCAUCCGGCAGUACGACCACGGCGCCGAGAGGAACCAGGAACUCUACGGCAUGCCGGAACCCCCGCUGUACAACCUGUCCGCCAUCCGAACGCCCAUCCACCUCUACCUCGGCAAGAACGACGUCCUUUGCAGCGAAAGGGACAUGGACUUCCUGCGAUCCCAGUUGCCGAACGUGGUGAGCGUCCACGUGGACGAGGACGACGCCUUCAACCACAUGGACUUUAUUGCGUCGACGGCGGUCGGCGGCCGCAUGAACGCCCGCAUCGUCGCAGACAUGCAACGCUUCUCGGCCGCGGACGCCGAAGAGGAAAGCUAGCGAAGCCUAGUUCAGGUUUCCACGUGAGCCAGGGACUUCUGCCUGGGAGGGGCUGAGGGGCUGCCGCACGGACGCCUGGAGAAUCGGCUCCUUUCGGACACCGACGUACGAUGGGUUGCCUACCCAUCAGGCGCCAAGCCUAUCAGGAGGUACAUUUAGUUGGGUCAGUUGGGGUAAUUAUGGGACACGGGGUAAAAAGGCGACAGCUGAUUCUUAGCCAAGAUUUGACAUUUUUGAACGCAUGACAUACCAAAUGUGAUGUUUUAUUGAGAAAAUAGCAUUUUACGGCACAAGUUCUAAAAUCUCGAUUCUUGACUAAGAGUCACCUGUCCCAUUUAUACCCCGUGUCCCAUGAUUACCCCAAGUGACCCUAGUGCAGUAAAAAACCAAACGUGGUCUAGACCGCAUCACUGGUGUGGUCAGAUGAGGGUCAUUUUAGCCGCAUCCGUUGGUGUGGUCUAGACCACGUUCGGUUUUUGCGUGCGGGACCAUCGUCCGGUGCAGUCCGGCCCGACGUGCCCAAGCUACCAUCAUCGAACACCAUCGACAAGCCACUUGCUGACUAUACGAGCUUUGAGCCAAUAUGAGCUAGCACGCGGAGAGCUUUUACGGGCCAAGCCGUGAACAAAGCACGUGCAACGAACGUUAAAUACAAUUCGCCCCGAAAAUGCCCCAUGCUUCAUGCAAGGGUCUCACGUGCGAUGCCAAAGCAUUGCACCAAUCGGUGCGAUGGAAACGGCCUCUCAAACGCAUUGCAUCAAUUGACGCCGGCGUUUGGAUUUUCAGUGGAGAUGUGCGUGGCAGUUCAUUGGAAGCCGCAUUCUAUACGACGAUGGUUGGGUUUUCGUGAUGAGGUAUAGGAUGUAUGAGAUUAUUUAAUUGAAAAUAAAAAUUCCGAAACCAUCAGUGUUACUUUACUUCUCGAGUCUAGUGCAUCCGGUACCACCAGUUGAAUUUCACCGCAGUGUCU